This is a messenger RNA of Brachypodium distachyon (stiff brome), 3035 nucleotides long. RefSeq names its product FT-interacting protein 1. The record is from RefSeq and is a predicted model, not a curated record. Lineage: Eukaryota; Viridiplantae; Streptophyta; Magnoliopsida; Poales; Poaceae. Bases 113 to 2527 code for a protein of 804 amino acids. The transcript has a single exon.
AACGCCACCAGGAACUGCUCGACGGAAUGCCUCGCUAGGCCACUAUCGCCCCCCCCCCCAGUUCCCCACUCCUCCCCAACGCCGCCACCCCACCGAGAGAAACGCCGCCGAGAUGAAGGGAGCAAUGCAGCCGCGGCCGUUCAUGAUGCACGGCCCGAUGCCUCCGCCGCCGCAGCAGUUUGGCCUCGUGGAGACGCGCCCGCCGCUGGCCGCCAUGCUGCGGCCCCGCUUCAACAUCCCGGGGCUGAACCCUUCCGCCGCCGCGGCGUCCGCGGCGGGCAAGAUCUCUUCGACCUACGACCUCGUGGAGCCGAUGAGGUUCCUCUACGUCCACGUGGUCAAGGCGCGGGACCUCCCCGCCGUCUCCCCCACCGGCUCCAUCGACCCCUUCGUCGAGGUCAAGCUCGGCAACUUCAAGGGCCACACAUCCGUCCACGGCGCCAACCACAACCCGUCCUGGCAGCAGGUGUUCGCCUUCUCGGCCACGCACCUCCAAUCGCAUCUGCUCGAGGUGUCCAUCAAGGCCAAAGAUCUCGCCGGCGGAGACGACCUCAUCGGCCGCAUGGCGUUCGACCUGUCCGAGGUGCCGGUCCGCGUGCCGCCUGACUCCCCGUUAGCCCCCCAAUGGUACAGGCUCGAGGGGAAACGGGGUGAGAAGCUUCCCCGCGGCGAGAUCAUGCUCUCCGUGUGGCUCGGGACCCAAGCCGACGAGGCGUUCCCAGAGGCCUGGCAUUCCGACGCCCAUGGGGCGGCUGGCCCGGCGGCCGUCUUGUCCACUCGCGCCAAGGUAUACUUCUCGCCCAAGCUCGUGUACCUCCGCGUCGCCGCCAUCGGGGCGCAGGACCUCAUGCCCCACGACACGUCCCGCCCCAUGAGCGCCUCCGUCAAGCUGCAGCUCGCCGGGCAGGUGCGUCGCACGCGUCCUGGGGGCCCGCCGGGGACGCCCAACCCAAUGUGGAACGAAGAGUUCAUGUUCGUCGCCUCCGAGCCCUUCGACGAGCCCCUGGUCGUCACCGUGGAAGACCGUGUCGCGCCCGGCCGCGACGAGCCGCUCGGGCGCAUUAUACUGCCCCUCAACGCCGCAAUGCCACGCCAUGACCACUUCGGCAAGCCUGUGGAGCCGCGCUGGUACAGCCUUGGGCGUCCCAGUGACGAUGGUGAGAAGAAGGAAGGCAAGUUCGCGAGCAAGAUACAGCUUCGGAUGUCACUGGACUUUGGAUACCAUGUUCUCGACGAGUCCACUUACUACAGCAGCGAUCUCCAGCCAUCGUCAAAGCACACGCGGAAGCCAAGCAUUGGGAUCCUUGAGGUGGGAGUUUUAGGUGCACGCAACUUGAUACCGAUGAAAGCCAAGGAUGGGCGCACCACCGACGCUUACUGUGUUGCCAAAUAUGGACCGAAAUGGGUGCGCACAAGAACAAUCCUUAACACACUGAAUCCGCAGUGGAAUGAGCAGUAUACUUGGGAGGUGUUUGAUCCAUGCACUGUGAUCACAGUGGUAGUGUUUGACAAUAGCCAGAUUGGGAGCAAGAGUGCUGAUGCCCGGGAUGAGAGUAUUGGCAAGGUCAGGAUCCGUCUCUCGACACUGGAGACUGACCGGGUGUACACCCAUUUCUACCCUUUGCUGGCUCUUAAGCCAAGUGGCCUCAAGAAGACCGGUGAGUUGCAUUUGGCUGUGCGGUUUACAUGCACGGCAUGGGUGAACAUGAUGGCGAUGUAUGGCCGUCCCCUGCUGCCAAAGAUGCACUACACACAACCAAUAUCAGUGAUGCAGUUGGACUACCUGAGGCAUCAGGCGAUGCAAAUUGUUUCAGCGAGGCUUAGUCGUGCUGAGCCUCCACUGCGCAGGGAGGUGGUGGAGUACACGCUCGACGUGGGAUCCCACAUGUUUAGUCUCCGGCGCAGCAAGGCCAACUUUUAUCGGAUCACCUCUCUGUUCUGUUGUUUUGCGGCAAUGGCCAAGUGGUAUGAUGGCAUCAGGAGCUGGCGAAACCCGAUUACAACUAUGCUGGUGCACAUGUUGUUCCUCAUACUGAUCUGCUACCCGGAGCUCAUCCUGCCUACCAUCUUCCUCUACAUGUUCAUGAUCGGACUGUGGAACUAUCGUUAUAGGUCAAGGCAUCCACCGCACAUGGACACUAAGCUAUCACAAGCUGAGUUUACACACCCUGAUGAGCUUGAUGAGGAGUUCGACACAUUCCCAACCAACAGAUCAGCUGACAUUGUAAGAUUGCGCUAUGACAGGCUGAGGAGUGUUGGAGGUCGUGUCCAAACAGUGGUUGGGGACCUGGCGACACAAGGUGAGAGAGCUCAUGCAUUGCUGAGCUGGAGAGACCCUCGGGCCACUGCCAUCUUCAUAUUCUUAUCCCUAGUUGUAGCCAUUGUGCUGUAUGUGACGCCAUUCCAGGUUUUGCUGGUCAUUACCAUGCUUUACUUGUUGCGCCAUCCCCGGUUCCGCAGCAGGAUGCCAUCUGUCCCAUUCAACUUCUACAGAAGAUUGCCUGCCAAGUCUGAUUUGCUCCUUUGAGGCCAGAGCAUUCAAAAGAAGGUAAUGGGGGAACCUUGUUUUCCAAAAGGAAGUGGGGGAACAUUGUAACAUUGUCUCUUUCAUGCUGUUCCUUCUGAUUAACAUCAGAUCAGAUGUGAAUAUAAUCCAUGAGUUGAUUAUUUAGUUGCUCUGGUAGCCCUGCAAUAAGGUGUCCGUUUGAAUGAUAUCUGCUUGCAUAUGCAGAAAUGAAGGGAAUGACUAGAUCCCUUUAGAGUUUUGGAUGAAAAUUGUUAGUUUUGGUUUUCUAGUGUAGAGCAAAAGGUGGGCACAAGAUAAGUUCCGGUGUGUUAUAACUAUGAACUUCUGCCAAUUUUGUUCAUGUUCUGUUAUUCCGUUCCUUUGGUCAUGUCCUUGCCCCUGAGGCCCUGAUCAUGUCCUUUGUAUAUGUUUCUUUCAUUCUUUUUCUUGUCCGGAGAAUUCUAUGUCCUACAGUAUGUACUAUUAUUACUCAAAAAAGAGAGUGUGUACUCCGUAGUACUAUUCUUCC